This is a messenger RNA of Marmota monax (woodchuck), 3626 nucleotides long. RefSeq names its product NIMA related kinase 5 (gene Nek5). The record is from RefSeq and is a predicted model, not a curated record. Lineage: Eukaryota; Metazoa; Chordata; Mammalia; Rodentia; Sciuridae. Gene Ontology annotation, molecular function: ATP binding; protein kinase activity. Gene Ontology annotation, biological process: protein phosphorylation. The transcript is spliced from 22 exons. The coding region runs from base 1114 to 3423 and encodes 769 amino acids.
AGAAGUUCCAAUUUUUGUUAAGAAUAAUUGCACUCUUAAAAAUGAUUAAAAUAGUAUAUAUUGUGUCUUUUAUAUAUUUUACCACAAUUUUUAAAGUUGUAAAAGAACUUUAAAAGAAAGUUGUAAAAGAAACUCCCUAAAAACUACCCAAACCUAAGUUAAACCUCAUGUGUGAAUGAUUAACUUCAGACAUAAUGCAAUUUGCCAAUACAGGUCCCGUAUUAUGGAUCCAUGGCAUAUUCAUAGUGUUCUCUUAUUCUAGUAGCCUGUUAUAGUCUUCUUCUAUGACUUUGUUCUGCUCACUCAUUUUUGUUUAUCUGACUGCUGUUCCUGAGGCCCCUCUCUUACCUCACUCUCUGUAUGUCCCCAGUCAUCUGCCCUUUGCUGACCUUCUCUUUCUGCACAUAAGCACCUGGUAAUCACUUCAUUUCACUUCAGUGUUUACCACUAAGCAGAUUACUCUUCUUCCUGCUCCUUCAUUCCACAUUUCACCUUCCAGCUAGAUAUCUCUAAGUAAUAUCUAUGUUAAUGAUCUAUUGCUGUGUAACAUAUUAGUUCCUUAAAUGCUAAACAUUAAUCAUCUCACAGUUUCUAUGCACCAAGAAUUUAGGACAAGGGCUGGAUGUGGUCAUGUAAUCCCAGCAGCCAGGAGGCAGAGGUAGGAGGAUCACAAGUUCAAAGCCAGGCUCAGUAACUUAGACCCUAUCUCAAAAUUAAAAAUAAAAACCAGACUGGAGGGUGCUGGGGAUAUAGCCUAGUUGAUAGAGUGCUUGUCUUGCAUGCACAAGAUCCUGGGUUCAAUCACCAGCACUGUGCAUGCGCGCGCGCGCACACACACACACACACACACAAUGGGAAUGUGGCUCAGAGGUUAAGUGCCACUGGGUUCAAUCUCUGGUACAAAAAAAAAAAAAGGGAUUCCACCUCUUGGGUCCCCUUCUUCCUCCGGGAGAAGUCUUUUCUGCUGUCCUUUAAUAAACUUCUAAUUUCUACUCUGACCUUGCCUCGGCGUGCUUCUCUGGUGUUAUUCUUCAACAUUGGGGAAGCAAGGACUCGUCACCGGUCAACAGCGGUAACAUAUUGGAGGUCCCACCAAGAUUCUUCUACACCGAGAUGCCUAUCCAAGACAAAGAAGCUUCAAAGAAAGAAGUGAUUCUUUUGGCCAAGAUGAAACAUCCCAACAUUGUAACCUUCUUUAGUUCAUUUCAAGAAAACAGCAGAUUAUUUAUCGUAAUGGAAUAUUGUGAUGGAGGAGAUCUUGCAAAAAGGAUCCUCAGGCAGCGGGGAGUGCUAUUUAGUGAAGAUCAGAUCCUGGGUUGGUUUAUACAGAUUUCUCUUGGACUAAAACAUAUUCACGACAGGAAGAUAUUACACAGGGACAUAAAAUCGCAGAACAUUUUUCUUAGCAAGAAUGGAAUGGUUGCAAAACUUGGGGACUUUGGUAUAGCAAGAGUCCUGAAUAAUUCCAUGGAACUUGCCCGGACUUGUGUUGGAACACCUUACUACCUGUCCCCAGAGAUCUGUCAGAGUAAACCGUACAACAAUAAAACGGAUAUUUGGUCCCUUGGCUGUGUCUUAUAUGAGCUCUGCACACUCAAGCAUCCAUUCGAGGGCAGCAACCUGCACCAGCUGGUUCUGAAGAUUUGUCAAGCGCAUUUUGCCCCCAUAUCACCUAGGUUUUCUCGUGACCUUCGGUCCUUGAUCCCUCAGCUCUUUAAAGUUUCUCCUCGGGAUCGACCAUCUAUUAAUUCCAUCUUGAAAAGGCCCUUUUUAGAGAAUCUGAUUGCCAAAUACUUGACCCCUGAGGUCAUUCAGGAAGAAUUCAAUCAUAUGCUUAGAUGCAGAGCAAGAUCAUCUGCCUCCCCACCUGCUGGAAAGAUGGUCCAGGAUUCUAAAAUACAGCGAGUGAAAUUCCAGGGAAAGUUCCCUCCACGAUCAAGAAUAUCAGUACCAUUUGAAAGGAAGGCUGUAUUACCUAGAAAAAAAUGGAGACCACCAGCUGGAACCCAGAAGCCCACGUCUAUAAAAAUGAUAGAAAGGCCCAAACUUGAUGCAGUUUGUGGACAUUAUGAUUUUUAUUAUGCUCGACUUGACUUGUUGAGGAAGAGAGCCUGUGAACCAAGUGAUCACUACGUUCUUCAGAAAGACUCUGGAACUGAGGAGAAUUCUAAUCAAGAAGAAAGUCACAGUCCUUCACCUGCUCAAUGGCCUGCUGAGUAUCUUCAAAGGAAAAUUGAAGCUCAACAAUAUAAGUUAAAAGUGGAAAAGCAAUUGGGUCUUCGUCCAUCUUCUGCUGAGCCAAAUCACAACCAGAGACAAGAGAUUAGAAGGCAUGAAGAAAAGCCUCGAUUCCAGGAGCUGCAGUUUAGAAAAAACGAAAUGAAGGACCAGGAAUAUUGGAAACAGUUAGAGGAAAUACGCCAACAAUACCACAGUGACAUGAAGGAAAUUAGAAGGAAGAUGGGAAGAGAGCGGGAGGAGAACUCAAAAAUCAGUCAUCACACCUAUUUGGUGAAGAAGAGUGGCCUGCCCAUCCACCAAGAAGCACCUGAGGAGGAAGCAUCUGUGCAGGACACUGAAAGAGAUUUGAAACAAAUGAGGCUUCAGAACAUAAAGGAAAGCAAAAUUCCAGAACAGAAAUAUAAAGCUAAGAGAGGAGUGAAGUUUGAAAUUAAUUUAGACAAAUGUAUUUCUGAUGAAAACCCCCUCCAAGAGGAAAAGGCAACGGACAUACUAAAUGAAACUUUGACCUUUGAGGACGGCAUGAAGUUUAAGGAACAUAAAAGUAUAAAGGAACACGAAGAUUACACAGACAAAGCCUUUGAAGAACUCUGUAGGCCAGAAGCAGAGUUUUUCACUCUGAAUGUUGCUGCCACAGAAAACAGGAGGCAUUGGGAUACCAGAGUGCCUCAGACUCUGAUACAAAUGAUGGCAGCUGCUGAUGUCACCUCCACGUGCUCCACUGUGCCUGAUGAUGGCCAAGUUAUUGUGACUGAAGGUGUUUCAGAAAAUAGGAAGCAGUGGCAGCAGGAAGCACCAGGGACUUUAAUGGAUGCUUUGGCAGCAGCACCUCUUACAAGCAGCUCAUUUUCUGCCAGUGAAGGAGAGCCUGUAGGAACAUUAAAACAAUGGCUUCCUAAAGAAGAAGAGGGGAAGGUGGGAAUGUCCUCUGGCAUUGAAGGAGAUGAGGAACAACUAGAACCAGGCUCUGAUGAUGAUACAAAUUUUGAAGAGUCUGAAGAUGAGUUGAGAAACGAAGUAGUAGAAUCCCUAGAAAAACUCACUACUUCCAAAGAAGUAAAAAGGGAAGAGGUUUCCAGUUCCUUUAAGGAUGUUGAAAAACCAGGAGAAAGAGAAAGGAUUAGCAUGCUGAAAUCUGAAGAAUUAAAUGAAGGUUUGGAGGCUGUUUCUAGUCCCAUUUAAUGACCGAAUUUGUAUUAUUGAUGAAGACAAAGGAACAUCAACAGCCAGUCAAAAUAUACAAGUGUGAUUAUUGUACUUUUUCUUUCUUUUUUCUUUUUUGUGCUGUUGGGGACUGAUGGCCUUUGUCUUAAAUAGUAAAUUAGCAUCUAUUUACUGUAGUAUCUGUUUGGGUGCAAAUAAAAAAUAUUCAUUUAUUUGUUAAA